Messenger RNA from Echinococcus granulosus, 1410 nucleotides. Its product is annotated as Ankyrin-1. The record is from RefSeq and is a predicted model, not a curated record. Gene Ontology annotation, molecular function: protein binding. The coding region runs from base 1 to 1410 and encodes 469 amino acids. The transcript has 9 exons. NCBI's taxonomy places the organism in Eukaryota, Metazoa, Platyhelminthes, Cestoda, Cyclophyllidea, Taeniidae.
AUGAGCGUUGACGCCUCACGUGAUCCGCGUCUUUUGAGAGAAGCCCAGGAAAGUCCACUGUCCCAAAGUUUGUCUCGUAUAUUGUCCGUCUCAAACUCUGAAAAUCAAGCUGCUGCAGACAGUGGAAAUGGUUCCACUGAGCUGACAGUUAAGGCCAAUGCCUUGAUCGAUCCAUGCACACCAUCAGACGAAGCAGCUCUCAAGGACGCCGUGUUUAUCGGAGACACUGAUGAGGUUUGCCGGAUUCUUUCCCUUCCCAACACCCCCAACGUGAAUGUUCCCCUGGAACCGCGCCUCCUGAUGCUUGCGGCAAGACAAGGUUUUGCGGACAUUGCGGGAAUGUUAUUGCGCGCUGGAGCAGAAGUGGACGCUAAGGCGUUUCAAACAGAGACCACUGCUUUGAUGGCCGCAGCAGCAGUUGGUCACACAAUGACCACAAUGGUGCUCCUUCAGUGGGGUGCCGAUCCUGACGCCAUUAAUGCAAAGUCGGAAACAGCACUACUUUUGGCGAUUCGCGGCGAACACACGGCAGUCGUGGGUCAGUUGCUGGCGUAUGGCGCCAACCCGCUCCCCAGUGCAGUGGCGCCGCGCACCAAACGCUCCCUAUUGCCUCUCCAACUAGCGCGUCACCUCGGCAAUGCAGCCAUCCAAGAGGCGCUCAUCGCUGCCAAUCGCAUGAUGGACCACUACUUGACCAAUCUAGUGCGUGGAAGUCUGCCACCGGAUACUAGACUAAUCGAUCCCGGUCACCCUACCACACAGCAAUCCAUCACUCCGCGCUCUCUGAGCUUCAUCCCUGUGCAGAUAGUCUCCAACGUCAAAUCGACCACCCUUCUACAACUUACCUUCAACACGCCUCCUUGUUACUCAGACCACUUUAGUAGUAUUAGUCAGGGCUCAGUAAUGGACGAACUGAUUCUCCUCUACGUAGUCUGUGUGGAUCUACAGGAUGGCCAGGUAAUAGCCCCUCGCUGUAGUCAAUCGAUGCCCGUCUACAACCUCGUUUAUUUCAACGGGUCACACACGCCCGCGGUGUGUCUGAACCCAGUACGGAACUUCAGGACUAUAGACACGUCCUCAAGCAGCAGUCCGAUUGACGUCGACGAGUUGCCUGGUUUUCGGGUGUUCGUCUUGGGCAAUCGACUGAAUAAAGGUGGCCUCAACUCUAUUACCAUGUACCAGAGGUGGGAUCAUGAGACCCAGGUCUUUGGCCCAUUCCAGAAGCUGCUGAUCGGAAUCUAUCGAGUACGUGUAGAGUUGAGUGCCUUCUCGAAAGAAACGAGCACCGACAUGCACGGAGAGAUGGCGACUCCCGUGGCCAUCGACACUAAUAAUGACAAAAUUGGUGAUAAUGCUGACGGCGAUGACAACGACGAUGACAGUGACGGUGACGACAACACAUUGUGCUGA